GUGACCCUCCGGCUGAGGCCUCUCUGUCGUUCACGCUGGACUCGGGCGCGUCUCAGUGCUUCUUCCGCGACCACACGACCCUUACGCCACUCCUCACCCCUGUGUCGGUGGCUCUGGCUGAUCCUACCUCUGGACCAGCCGUUGCGCGUACCUCCACCACCCUCCCGUGCCCUGUGGUCCCCUCUGGUGUCCUGCGCGGCCUCCACAUCCCCUCGUUCACUCGGAACUUGGUGGGUGUUGGAUACCUCCAGGACAGGGGGAUCACGGUUACCUUCGUGGGGGGUGGGCGGACUGCAGUCUGUACUGACGCUACCACAGGUGCUGUUCUGGCCACUUUCACCAGGGAGCCCCGCUUCGGUCUCUACGUUCUCCACACCGAGCGCUCCCCGGUCGCGUCCUCCCCUCAGGUCGCUGCGUCCCCUCCGACCCAGGGACUUGUCACAGGUCUCCCACGCACCUUCCCGUCGCUCCCUCUCUCGCUUGCCCCUCCUUGCUCUCCGUGCGUCGCCGGUCGCUUACGCGCCACUCCCCACUCCUCCUCCCUUCGUCCGGCCACCGCUCCCUUCGAGACUCUCCACUUGGACGUCUGGGGCCCUGCCCCGACGCAGGGGUCUGGGAGAGAGCGUUACUUUCUGGUGGUCGUCGACGACUACUCCAGUUGUCUUCACUCCGACCGUGGGGGCGAGUUUCGCUCCGGCAUUCUCGGCGGAUUCUGCGGCGAACAGGGCAUCACCCAGUCCUGGACGCUGCCAGAGUCCCCACAGCAGAAUGGGGUUGCUGAGCGCCGCAUAGGCCUGGUCAUGGACAUCGCCCGCACGUCCAUGAUCCAUGCCCGUGCGCCCCAUUUUCUGUGGCCUCACGCGGUUCGCUACGCCUCACACCAGCUGAACCUCCAGCCGCGUGUCUCGCGGCCCGAGGCUUCACCGACCAGUCUUUGGACUGGUUCCCCUGGUGUUGGGUCGGCCUUUCGAGUCUGGGGCUGCCUUGCACUUGUUCGCGACACCUCCGCGGACAAGCUCUCGGCACGCGCCGUCCCCUGUGUCUUCCUUGGUUUCCCAGUGGACUCUGCCGACUGGUCGUUUUACCACCCGCCCCUCCACCAGUUCCUAGACUCCCGUGACGUCCGGUUUGACGAGUCUGAGUCCUACUACACCCGGUACCCCUGUCGAGGUCUCCCGGUACCCCCUCCCCCCCUGUUCCUAGCACCCUCUCCUCCUCCUGCUCCUGCUCCUCCGGUACCCCCGCCCCCCCCUGGUCCUGCCCCGUCUGGUGUGUCUCACGCUACCCCUCUACCCUCGGUCGUGCGUCAGGUAGCGUCUCCCUCCCCACAGUCCUCCUCACAGUCCCCUCAGCAGCCUUCGGCACUUCCGCGACAGGUUACUGUGGACUCGGUUGGUGUUGGAGCUGGAGGUGCAGCCGCUGGCGGUGCUCGGUCUGGGGGUGCUCGGUCGCGGGGUGCUGGAGCAGGAGGUGCUGGCGCAGGUGGCGCUGGCUCUGGGGGUGCUGGAGCUGGAGGUGCUGGCACUGGAGGUGCUAGUUCUGGGGGUGCUGGAGUUGGCGGUGCUGGCACUGGCGGUGCUAGUUCUGGGGGUGCUGGAGUUAGAGGUCCUGGCACUGGAGGUGCUGGUUCUGGGGGUGCUGAGUCUGAGGCGACUGACGCUGGAGACCCUGGUUCUGCAGAGUCCACUCCGCCUCCCCACCGCCACGACACGCGUCUCCAGGCUGCCCGUCGGCGUGAGCGUGAGGAGCAGGAGCGGUUGGAGAGGGAGCGGCAGGAGCUGCGGGUGCUGGACCUUCUGGAGCAGCAGCGGCAGCAGCAGCAGCAGCAGCAGCAGCCGCAGCCGCAGCCGCAGCAGCAGCAGCCGCAGCCGCAGCCGCAGCAGCAGCAGCCGCAGUCGCCGCUGCAGCAGCAGCAGCCGCAGUCGCCGCUGCAGCAGCAGCAGCCGCAGCCGCCACCGCAGCUUCCUCUGGAGCGGCAGUUGUUCCCACCUGUGAGUGGCCUGCGGGCCCUUGGCCUUUCCUCCUCUCCUCCUGUCCGCUCCCAGUCUCCUCCUGUGUUUGUUCCUCCGUUGCCUCCUCCUGACGACCGUCCGGCGGCCUGGUCUUCUCCUCCUCCUCGGUCUCCUCCUCACUCUGUCCGUCACGACUUGAUCACUCGUUGUCCUCCGCGUGCUCGUCACUCGUCCCCUGUUACUGACCUCCACACUGCCCUCUUUUGUUCGUCCAGUCGUCGUUCUUGUUCUCCUGUGUCCGUUCUCCCGUCUCCUCCUCCGUCCUCUCUCCCAGCCCUCCCCACUCCUAUAACAGACUACUACCGCACUGUUCGUCCUGUUGCCGCACGUGUCCUCGCCACUCUUGUCACUGACUCUCGUUUCCCUCCGUCGUCUGCCUCGGCUCUUACUGCCGCUGUCGCUGAGUUUGCUGCCGCCAGCCGCCUUGACUACGCCACCCGGGUGGUGCCAGCUCCUCCCUACCGUCCUCUGUCCGUCGGGGGUGGGUUUGCCCUUGGCUGCACCUACGUCGACGCAGUUCCCCCUCCCAGGGCGAACGUAGUCGAUGGCAUGUGGCUCUUCAAGGUGAAGCGGCCGCCUGGAGCACCGCCGGUGUUCAAGGCGCGCUACGUGGCUAGGGGUUUCAGUCAGCGUGAGGGAGUUGACUUCUUCCAGACCUUCGCCCCGACCCCGAAGAUGACUACUCUUCGGGUGUUACUCCACAUAGCAGCGCAGCGAGACUACGAGCUGCACUCCCUCGACUUCUCCACUGCGUUCCUCCAGGGCCGACUGCACGAGGAGAUCUGGCUGCGCCGUCCUCCUGGCUUCACUGACACCUUCCCACCUGGGACCCAGUGGAGCCUGAGGCGACCAGUCUACGGUCUCCGCCAGUCGCCCCGUGAGUGGCACGACACUCUUCACUCCACGCUUCGUGACCUUGGGUUCAGCCCGUCCUCCGCCGACCCGUCGCUGUUUGUUCGAGCGGGUUCUACUCCUUUCUUUAUCCUUGUCUACGUCGACGACUUGGUGUUUGCUACAGCAGACAGGGCAGCCCUGGCUCAGGUGAAGUCCGAACUGCAGAAGAGACACAAGUGCACUGACCUGGGUGAGCUGCAGCGCUACCUUGGCCUGCAGAUCACCCGGGACAGAGCCGCUCGCACCAUCACACUGACGCAGUCACACAUGGUGCAGCAGGUCCUUCGGCGGUUCCACUUCCAGUUCUCCACCACACAGCCCACUCCUCUUGCUGUUGACCACAGACUCACGGGCCCCUUUCCUGACGAGCCCUUUGAGUCCAGUGGACCCUACGCAGAGCUGGUGGGCUGCCUCAUGUACCUGAUGACUUGUACUCGACCGGACCUCGCCUUUCCACUCAGCAUCCUUUCUCGCUUUGUUGCGACUGGGAGACACCGCCCUGUCCACUGGACAGCUGCUGUGAGGGUGGCGAAGUACUUGGCGACUACAUCAGGCAUGGGGCUUGUGCUUGGAGGGACUCAGCCAGUGGCAUUGACUGGUCACUGCGACUCUUCCUACGCUGACGACGUGGAGACUCAGCGCUCGACUCAGGGUUACUGCUUCAGUCUGGGAGCUGGUGCUGUGUCGUGGAGGUCUACACGGUCGUCGUCUGUGGCUACUUCCAGUGCAGAGGCAGAGAUCUACGCUGGUGCCAUGGCGGCACAGGAGCUUCGCUGGUUGACCUUCUUGCUCGCCGACCUUGGUGAGCGGCCUCGCUCUGCACCGACCUUGUACGCUGACAACAAGGCCAUGAUCCUCCUGUGUCGAGAGCCUCGACUGGAGAGCAGAGUGAAGCAUAUUGACGUGAAGUAG
Molecule: messenger RNA, 3818 nt
Organism: Closterium sp. Naga37s-1
Lineage: Eukaryota; Viridiplantae; Streptophyta; Zygnematophyceae; Desmidiales; Closteriaceae
Source: the annotation of a GenBank genome assembly